Molecule: messenger RNA, 849 nt
Organism: Saccharomyces mikatae IFO 1815
Lineage: Eukaryota; Fungi; Ascomycota; Saccharomycetes; Saccharomycetales; Saccharomycetaceae
Gene: YNG2
Product: histone acetyltransferase YNG2
Exons: 1
Coding region: 1-849 (282 amino acids)
Biological process (GO): regulation of DNA-templated transcription
Cellular component (GO): Rpd3L-Expanded complex; nucleus; Rpd3L complex
Source: RefSeq, a predicted model, not a curated record
AUGGAUCCUAGUUUAGUUUUAGAGCAAACAGUACAAGAUGUGUCAAAUCUCCCAUCUGAAUUUCGGUACCUUUUAGAAGAGAUCGGCUCAAACGAUCUGAAGUUUAACGAAGAAAAGAAGAGAUACGAGCAAAAAGAAUUGCAGGUUCACAAAUUCAUAAAGCAGCAAGGUUCGAUACCGAAGCAUCCACAAGAGGAUGACCUUAACCAGGAAAUAAAGGAGUCACUUCUGAAAUGUGAGUCAUUGCAAAGGGAGAAAUGUGUCUUGGCGAACACUGCCCUCUUUUUAAUUGCUAGACAUUUGAAUAAAUUGGAGAAAAACAUCGCUUUAUUAGAAGAAGACGGCGUACUAGCUUCCGUAGAAGAAGAUGGCGACGCUGAUAGUGCAGCUGAAGCCUCUAGGGAAAGUUCAGUACUCAGUAGCGGCAGCGUAAAAAAGAAGAGAGCCGCAUCCAGUUGUGGAUCUAUUCCACCUACUUUGAAGAGAAAAAAGACUAGUCGUACGUCUAAAUUACAAAACGAGAUUGAUGCAUCUUCAAGAGAAAAAUCUGCUACUCCAGUGAGUCCAAGCAUUGAAAACAAAAACGCAAGGAUAAAAGAGUUCAAGAACAAUAGAAAUGGUAAAGGCCAAAACGGUUUACCUGAAAAUGAGGAUGAGGACAAAACUUUAUACUGUUUCUGCCAAAGGGUUUCGUUCGGGGAAAUGGUUGCUUGUGAUGGCUCCAACUGUAAAUAUGAAUGGUUUCAUUAUGACUGCGUAAAUCUAAAAGAACCUCCAAAGGGAACAUGGUACUGUCCUGAAUGUAAAAUUGAGAUGGAAAAGAACAAAAUGAAAAGAAAACGCAACUAG